Messenger RNA from Anarrhichthys ocellatus (wolf-eel), 1127 nucleotides. RefSeq names its product tumor protein 63-like. The record is from RefSeq and is a predicted model, not a curated record. The transcript is spliced from 2 exons. NCBI's taxonomy places the organism in Eukaryota, Metazoa, Chordata, Actinopteri, Perciformes, Anarhichadidae. Gene Ontology annotation, biological process: regulation of transcription by RNA polymerase II; apoptotic process. Bases 154 to 477 code for a protein of 107 amino acids. Gene Ontology annotation, cellular component: nucleus. Gene Ontology annotation, molecular function: RNA polymerase II cis-regulatory region sequence-specific DNA binding; DNA-binding transcription factor activity, RNA polymerase II-specific.
UCCUGCGUCCAUAGACCACGUCGUAGACGUUGACCGUAGACCACGUCGUAGACCGUAGACCACGUCGAUCCUUCACAGUGAGAGGAAGAGAUCUGUGGAAUCCUGGAGCCAGUGGAGCAAACAGCAGCAGCUCUGCUCAACCUCAGCGCCAACAUGUUGUACCUGGAGACCGGGCCUAGCACCACGUCCUACAGCGAGUCUCAGUACACCAACCUGGGGCUCCUGAAUAGCAUGGACCAGAGCAUCCAGAACGGCGGCUCCACGUCCACCAGCCCGUACAACAACGACCACGCCCAGAACGUGACCGCCCCGUCGCCCUAUGCCCAGCCCAGCUCCACCUUCGACGCCCUCUCCCCAUCGCCGGCCAUCCCGUCCAACACCGACUACGCCGGGACGCACGCCUUCGACGUGUCCUUCCAGCAGUCCAGCACAGCGAAGUCCGCCACCUGGACGGUAAGAAAACCUUUGAGUCCUUGAAACCAGGCGUAACCCUAUUGCACUUCCUGUUUGAAGUCAGUGUGUUUCUGGUUCAGAUGUCGGAAAUCAGGUGUUUAGUUGAUGCUGCGUUCACUUACAAGCAGGAAAAUGUGGCCGCCUGAAGCUAUCUGAUGUUUCUAUGACAGAUCUCUGAGCUUCUACCAAGAGAAACAGUUCAUUGAGUAACCAUCUUUACAUCUACAGAUUUUUUCAUUGAGGAAAUAUUUCAGAAAAUCUAAUUCAAGACAUUUUUUUUAAAACUGCAGGAACUAGUGAACUAGCAGCACGAAGAAGCACAAACAAAAGUUACAACAUUGUUUUUAGCACAAAGGCUCCAUAAAGAAAAAUACGGUAAUUCACCGUGAGAGUCGCCAUGUUUCUGUGACGUCAAGUUUGUUUACGACGGCCGACUUGGUAUUAUGUUUGGGACGAGAAUUUCUUUGCACUUCACCGUGUCAGAGGUCGUAUUUAGCAGAUUUAGCGGAGACAUGAAGUCACGUGACCGUGGUAGAGUUCCUUUAUAGACUGACGUGAAGUCACGUGACCGUGGUGGAGUUCCUUUACAGACUAACAUGAAAUCACGUGACCGUAGGAGAGUUCCUUUAUAGACUGACGUGAAGUCACGUGACCGUGGUGGAGUUCCUUUACAG